Molecule: messenger RNA, 335 nt
Organism: Rosa chinensis
Lineage: Eukaryota; Viridiplantae; Streptophyta; Magnoliopsida; Rosales; Rosaceae
Product: 40S ribosomal protein S19-3
Exons: 1
Coding region: 51-335 (94 amino acids)
Biological process (GO): ribosomal small subunit assembly; translation
Cellular component (GO): cytosolic small ribosomal subunit; ribosome
Molecular function (GO): structural constituent of ribosome; RNA binding
Source: RefSeq, a predicted model, not a curated record
CGCCGUAGCACAAGAAGAAGAGUCAGAAGAAGAAAGCAGUAGCGAGAAAAAUGGCGAUGGCAAGCAAAGUGAAAGAUGUGUCCCCUCACGAGUUUGUCAAGGCCUACGCUGCUCAUCUUAAACAAUCCGGCAAGAUUGAGCUUCCUGAAUGGACCGAUAUCGUGAAGACUGCUACAUUUAAGGAGCUAGCUCCUUAUGACCCUGAUUGGUAUUAUAUCAGAGCUACAUCUAUGGCAAGGAAAAUCUACUCGAGGGGUGGUCUUGGUGUUGGUGCCUUCCGUAGGAUCUAUGGAGGAAGCAAGAGGAACGGAAGCCGCCCACCACACUAUGGAUAA